Messenger RNA from Gilbertella persicaria, 177 nucleotides. RefSeq lists its product as uncharacterized. NCBI's taxonomy places the organism in Eukaryota, Fungi, Mucoromycota, Mucoromycetes, Mucorales, Choanephoraceae. The transcript has a single exon. The record is from RefSeq and is a predicted model, not a curated record. The annotation marks the transcript as partial. Gene Ontology annotation, molecular function: nucleic acid binding.
GAGCUAAAUCUCAUUGAACAAUUCUGGUCUGUGUUGAAAGAAAAAGUCAAACAAAGCCAGUUCAAUGAUACUGAGGAUUUAAAAACUAGAAUAAGUGACACUUGUCUACAUAUAAGAGUUUCUACUCUUGUAAAUAUUAUUCAGCACUCUGUUAACACUUUCGAAAAAUGCCUAAAU